AUGAACUUCUCCGCGUCCUGGAAAUCAACGUGGCCGGUGGCCGCCGUCUUCGCCGCUCCCAACCUCUUCGCCGGAGGCGCCGCCGACCACCUCGGCCCUCUCCUCUUUGGGCCCUCGCCUUCUCCUCCUCAGCAGAGCCUCUUCUGCUCUCCCUCCCUUGCGCGCCGCCCGACGGCGCCGCCGCCGGGGAGCUCGUUCAACCAUCUCCAUGUCCUCCGCUGUCGGGAGGAGGACGUUUCUCACGUCCUGUUCUUCCCAAUCGGGGAGAACUUCGAGCAGAUCGGCUUCCUAGGCCUGUCUUCGAUCGGAUCGGAGCCGCGGAUCAGAUCGGAGAACGGCGAGGUUUUCCGGCAGGCGGAGGGAUACGCUCACCCCGGCCACCGGAUCAUCGACAUCUCGGUGGUGCCUCUCGAUCCGCCGGACGAUGGCUGGGACACGGCCGCCGCCGCCGCCACCGCCUUCGCGCAAGGUCAUCUUCUCGCCACCACUCUCUACUCUGUGAAUUGCUUCAGGGUGGAGGUUCUCAAUGGGAGGCCCCUUCUGGUUCCCACGGGGAGGCGGUCGUUCCUCAGCCGCGUGGUGGACGCCUGCUGGAACCCUCACCUCCCGGAGGAGUGCGUCGUCCUCCUCGACGACGGCGAUUUCUACUGGAUGAGACCGAAUUCAGGCUGCGCCGUCAGGAUCAGAUCACCGGGGGGAGAUUGCGGGAGAUGGCUGCGCUGCGAGUUUGGAGGGAAACCGUGGUUGCUGUUCGUCGCGAGCUCCGUGGCUGUGACGAUGGUGGAUCUGAGGUCGAGGAAUGGUUCCGGGAGAUCAACACUGGCCAGGAUCGAGGAUCCGUGCUCGUACAUGGAGGUGCACUCCAUGGUGAAGGACCAGUUCAUCGCCUUCUCCAGAGCGUCCGGCGACGAUUUCCUCUUCUCCGUGGCGACUGAGCAUCAUCUGUUCGUAUAUGAUUCUCGUCAGCCAUUGAUCCCAGUUCUGCGGUGGAAUCACGGACUUAAUCAUCCCUGCUAUGUGGCUGUGCAUCCGCUGCGGGAGCUCAGGCCGUCGGAGCAGUUCAGGUGGGCGUCUGAGUCGGGAUUUGCCGUUAUCGCUGGAUCCUUCUGCAACUCCGAGUUCAGUGUCUUCUGCUGCGGGCCGAAAGAACAGGGAGACUCGAACAGGAGCAGGAUCCUCACUCUGUACGCCUGGGAGCUCCCAUCGGAUCUGUGCGUGCUGGAUCGGCGAUGCUCUUCCGUCGAUGCUCUUGUGAAUGAAGAAUUUCUCAAGGAGGAGCUCCCCGCCGGAUCUGACCGCUGGCUGAGCGAGGAGCUCGUUGUAGGGUUUUCGAUUCUCCCCGAAGCUGCCUUCUCCGUGCCGUCAAAGCUUGAAGACCCCGGUGGCUUCUCUCUGCUCCGGCUCUUGUCGUCUGGAAGGCUCGAGUUGCAGCAAUACUGCACCUCCCAGAAGCUCUCAUACAGCCGUGAGGCUUCAUCAAGAACCUGCAAUUCCCCGUUGGUACCGUGGAAUGGGAACGAGGACGCCCCUGUCACCCGCCACGACUUCCUCAACUUCAAGUUUCUCUCCGCGUAUCUGACCGGAAAUCUCUCCAAGACCAUGAUCAUGGAGAUGCAGAAUCCCGGAGCGGAGCUCAUGAAAUCCAAGCUGGCCAUCGACGACCGCGGAUUGCAGGAGAUUAUAGACCGAGAGUUUUGCAGAACAUCCCCUUCUGUUCUCGACUGUAUUACUGAUGUGGGCAUCCCCUCCAGCAUCCACGAGGUAGCAUCACGAAGGGCUCUGUGCUCUCUGCAGCGGAAUCUUCUGCAUCUGGCCUUCUCCAGGUUCUCAGAUCUCUUCACCGAGCGGAAACACUCCACCAUUGAGUUUCCAGAGGUCAGCAGCUCGCCCUCCUUCUUCCUCAGAAAGCCCCUCGGAAGGACCAGCAAGGGGCAUCUCAGAGUGCUCCCCGCAGAUCGUCUUGUUGGGCCGGUGCUUCCUCUUCCUGUUCUCCUCAGCCUCCAGCGGAUGGAGGACGAUGGCUAUGUUAACAACGAGGAGGAGGAGGAGGAGGAGGACUUGAUGGCCACUCAAUGCAGCAUGAUUCUCGACAGGGUGUUCCCUGAGAUCUCCAUAGCUUCGUCACAGGUUCUGCAGGAGGAGAAUCCUUUCCAGGUCCAUGAACCCAGGGCAUGCCUUCCUGGUGAAACCCGCAGCUUUGCCAAGGAGCAGGGAGAAACCCACCAAGAACACCAAGAAUUCUCCAGCGCCGCCAUGAAAGACGAUAAAUUCUCUAUUUUCGUCUGUGGGAUUCAUGAGAGACCUGACGUCAAGGGCUCCAGCCAGGACCCAGAAACCCUGGGGAUGUCUGCUGAUCUGGCGCCAGUGAAGCUGGAUUUUGAUCCUCCUGGCAUCAGGCUCUCACACAACGAGCGCAAGAUAUUCAGCUCUUUGAAGAGACAGUUCUCGAGAUGGCAGAGCUCCUGGGCCGACCAAGAUCUCCCUCGUUCGUCCAAGUUUUCGAAGAGAAUGUGA
Spirodela intermedia is the source of this 2514-nucleotide messenger RNA. NCBI's taxonomy places the organism in Eukaryota, Viridiplantae, Streptophyta, Magnoliopsida, Alismatales, Araceae. The record is from the annotation of a GenBank genome assembly.